GGGAUUCAAUAGGAGUCAUUACAGUACUCUUUUUUUGAAGGGUAAAAGGAGGCGAUGCAUAUCAAUCAUCACAAAUUCACCACAUUUUUUAAAGAAAUUCCUACUCCACAAAACGUGAAAAAUACAAUACUACACCUUUUUUUAAUAACGUUUGCGUAAGCUUCUAAAUAUAUACAAAAAUAUUGAGCGAGUUUAUCGCCAUAUUAGAAUAGCAGUAGACAUCUUGCGCAAAUUACUAUAAUUUUAACUUGACACAAAAGUAUGGAGGGAAAUUUCUACAUAUCGGACAUCAUAAUAGACUUUAAAUUAGGCUCGAACUACAGUAUCGCCUAUGAGCACUGUAAGGAAGAGGCACUUAGUUACGGAAAAUGUAUGGAAACUUCACAAAUCAAUCGCUCUUUGAGCAAGAACCUGUGUCUACAUGAGCGUCAAAAACUUCGUCAAUGUAUAGAUAAUCGUCUCAGAUCGAUAGGAAAGAAACCUUUGCCUUUGGACACUACGUAAAUAAUUUGUCGUGCACUGUUUUCCUGUUUCACUCUUUAUCAAUAUUAAGGAACUUCUUGAAAGGACGGAUUCGUAUUAUUUAGCCGUAUAAAUACUAUUUGAAUAUUAAAAAGAUGGUAUCCUGGAAAUAUGGUUUUUGGUAUAAAUCGCGGUGAAAUUAAAAAAAACUUGCCAUUGGGGGAAGAGGGAAGGUGUGUGGUAAUUUAAGGUAGUAUAUCGACUCACUAUUCACACUUUUCUUUCUCAAUGUCAAUGAUCAAGCAAAAUAAUGAACUUCAAAACGGGAUUAGAUCUAUAAUUUUUCCAAAUUGUGAAAAAUCUAGAUAAACUACCUGUUU
Molecule: messenger RNA, 842 nt
Organism: Phytomonas sp. Hart1
Lineage: Eukaryota; Euglenozoa; Kinetoplastea; Trypanosomatida; Trypanosomatidae
Source: the annotation of a GenBank genome assembly